Messenger RNA from Striga asiatica, 1649 nucleotides. Lineage: Eukaryota; Viridiplantae; Streptophyta; Magnoliopsida; Lamiales; Orobanchaceae. The record is from the annotation of a GenBank genome assembly.
AAGACAGUGAUUUGAGAAUGAAUUUUCGGUUGAUAGUGAGCCUGAACAUGCGGGGUUAGAAAUAAAAAAAAAAUAAAAAAAAAUUCUCCUAAAUUGGUGAAGUAUGAUGAAUUUACUGAUUCGCCGGCCAUUUUCUUUUGCUGUUCAACGAUUCUGCCAUCGGAGCCUCUCCUCUUCCCUUCCAUAUGUUAAUGAUGAACAGAAAGCGAGUCGUAUGGAAGAGGGUACUAAUAUUCAUCCGUCGGCGGUUGUUCAUCCGGGUGCCAUUUUAGGGCAGGGUGUUUCCAUUGGUCCUUUUUGCACCGUUGGACCUUUUGCGAAGUUGGGAAAUUCAUGUAAAUUAUAUCCUGGGAGUCAUGUUUCUGGAAAUACAGAGCUAGGAGAUAGCUGCACUGUGAUGAUGGGUGCUAUAGUUGGUGAUGAUCUUCCAGGCCGUACAGUUAUUGGAUAUAACAACAUUAUUGGGUAUCAUGCUGUUGUGGGCAUCAAGUGUCAGGAUAUGAAAUACAAGCCAGGGAAUGAAUGUUUUCUUGAGAUUGGUGACAACAAUGAGAUAAGGGAAUAUUCAUCUAUUCAUAGGUCUUCACGUCCAGACGAAAAAACAGUUAUUGGGGAUGACAAUCUUAUCAUGGGAUCUUGUCACAUAGCCCAUGACUGCAAAGUGGGUAACUGUAACAUUUUCGCAAAUAAUACUCUAUUGGCUGGCCAUGUUACUGUGGAGGACUAUACUCACACAGCAGGGGCAACCGCUAUCCAUCAGUUUUGUCAUAUAGGUUCUUUUUCAUUCAUAGGUGGUGGCUCAGUGGUUUCUCAAGAUGUUCCAAACUACACAAUGGUCUCUGGCGAACGAGCUGAAUUACGUGGAUUAAAUGUAGAAGGUCUAAGGCGUCGUGCAUUUUCUAUUGUGGAGAUAAGAAGCUUGAGAAUGGCUUAUAGAAAAGUAUUUAUGCCUAGUGAUGGAAAUUUACAUAGUAUUGAAGACCGUCUGAGUGAAUUGGAUAAAGAUAACGAAUUGGGUCAAGUCCCGGUCGUUCGUACUAUGUUACAAUCGAUUCGAGAUUCGUUUAUGGAGGGACGUCGUGGAAUAUGCAAGUUUAGGUCAUGGAGUGGAUCUUAAUACGUUAAGUGUUUCUACAUAUACUUACUUUCGAGUCUCCCAGUUUUUGUAAACUUAGCUGGAUUAAGGUAAGGAUGAAAGGGCUUUAAAAGCUAUUCUGCAUUCUCGGUUAUUGCAAGGAUCUCCAUUUCAGGGGCAGCUGCAGAUUUCAUUCAUCAUAUGUGCAAUUUGCAGCUUCUCGAGGAAGAAGAUGAUGAUGGUCUUCUUGUGUUACGUGAAUGUAAUGCUAUAGCAGCUGGGUCCAUGUCAUUACAAUUUUCACAUUUAUAGGAGACUCGCCACAUGGUGCAGACUAGCGACUUAUAUUUUCUCCCUUUUUUUCUUUUUUGAUGUCUGAUUUAAAACCUAGAUAUGGAGAACCACUUCUCGUGUACAUUCUUCAUUCGGAUUUUUGAAUGCAUUUCUAAACUUUUAUUAAAUUAAUAUUCGCAAACAUUAUCAAUAUUCGCGAACGAGCUUGUGUUCAUUUGAUUAUUAAACGAGCCUAUUUUCUGUUCGAACUCUGCUCGAUUAACAGACGAACGAGUUUUUG